AUGGUAAUAUACAGUGGAGUCGGUAAGGACGAACAUGCGAAAGAAGGAGUAGCACUGGCAAUACACAAGAAAUAUACAAACAGCAUAGAAGAAUGUCAAUAUACAUCAUCUCGCAUACUAAUCGUUAAACUGCGAACAGAAACUCAAUUAUUAAAUAUAAUAUCGAUAUAUGCACCCGAAGAUAAUAAGCCAAAACAAGAGCGAGAAAGUUCCUAUGAACAGCUUCAAAAUAUUACAGAAUCAUUACCACAGAAUAAAUCGAUAAUAAUCCUUCUAGAUUUUAACGCACGUAUUGGUAACGAAGUGAUACCAGGCGUAAAACAACGCUUUAACGAAAAUAUAUUGAACGACAAUGGGGAAUUGCUGAUGAACCUAUGUUCGCUAUGUGAUCUAAGAAUCAACAACACCUUCUUUGAUCUCAAACCACAGUACAAAUCCACCUUCCGUAACUCCCGGGGACAACAAUCAACAACAGACUACAUCGUAACCAAUAGACAUAUACACCCCGCACAGAUACAAGAAGUAAGGACAUUAAACUCCGCGAUUGCAGGAAGUGACCACAGUUUGCAUCUGGGAAAAAUCAAAAUGAAACUUAACCUGGGAAGGAAUAGAGAACCAAGAGCACACACAGAAAAAAUAAACAUCGAAUCCAUGUGGGACACAACCAUAAAAGAACUAUAUCAAAACCGUUUAAAAGGGAAAAUCGAUAAAAACCCGAUAGAAGAAAAUGAUGAUAUUAACAACAGUUGGAUUGAAGAACAAGAGAUUAAAAGAAAAUAUCAUAGAAGCAGCAAGUGA
Molecule: messenger RNA, 798 nt
Organism: Diorhabda sublineata
Lineage: Eukaryota; Metazoa; Arthropoda; Insecta; Coleoptera; Chrysomelidae
Product: craniofacial development protein 2-like
Exons: 1
Coding region: 1-798 (265 amino acids)
Molecular function (GO): catalytic activity
Source: RefSeq, a predicted model, not a curated record